This is a messenger RNA of Astyanax mexicanus (Mexican tetra), 4230 nucleotides long. Its product is annotated as zonadhesin. The coding region runs from base 112 to 3948 and encodes 1278 amino acids. NCBI's taxonomy places the organism in Eukaryota, Metazoa, Chordata, Actinopteri, Characiformes, Acestrorhamphidae. Gene Ontology annotation, biological process: nervous system development. The transcript is spliced from 20 exons. The record is from RefSeq and is a predicted model, not a curated record. Gene Ontology annotation, cellular component: membrane.
ACACACUGUUCCCCAGUCUACCAGUCCACAGCAAGACAGAAGGAGAAAAAACGUCCAGGACUGAAUCCUAAGAUAAAAGAAAUCAGCAUCUGAAAAGGGAAAUAUCCUACAAUGGGAGGACACACACAGCUGGGGCUGCUCAUAGUAGCGGCCUGGCUAUGUGUUUUAAACACAGAAGCUCAAACAAGUUACCCAAGUUGUCCGUGGAGCUGUACCUUUGACCAAAAUGAAUGCGGAUGGGAACAGAUAGUCCAGGACAGCUUUGACUGGACAAGGUGGUCUGGGCCCACACCCUCCAACUACACCGGCCCACCCAGUGACCACACUACUGGACGUGGCCAUUAUAUGUAUAUAGAAGCUGAUGGAGUCCACUAUGGUGACUCUGCCCGUAUUCUGAGUCCAGUGUGUGAUACUGUCGGCACCCAGUGCCUGUCGUUCUGGUAUCACAUGUACGGCUCGGCGAUUGCCAUGGCUCUUAACGUCUACAAGUUAGAGGGCAAUCGAGCCACCAAAAUCUGGUCCAGGGUCAAUAACCAGGGGAACUCCUGGCACCAAGCUCAGAUAGAGAUUAACAUAUCAGGACCGUCCAAGAUUUUCUUUGAAGGCAUUGGGGGUUCAAACGCUCGGUCUGAUGUGGCAUUGGAUGAUAUUACAGUAACAUUCGGAGGUUGUGGAGACACCAGUUCAACUGAAGAACCUGAAUUAGUUACGUCAUUCGUUGAAAACCUGACACAAGAUCUGCCCAGCACACAGACCGCACAUCCUCCCACCUUACACCCCACCACUCUUCCUCAGCCAGUGGUCUCCAACAGCUACCACCCAGUGUGCAGAAUCGACUGCAAUUUUGACAACAACCUCUGCAACUGGAAUCAGUUACUGACUGAUGUUUUUGAUUGGACGAGACACAGCGGCUCCACCCCUACGCCACAAACUGGACCCUCUUUUGACCACACAACAGGAAGUGGUCACUACAUUUACAUCGAGGGUGACAGCGCCACUCAUGGUGAUACAGCACGUCUCCUCAGUGAUGAAUGCUCGGACCAGCAGCCGCAGUGCCUGCAGUUCUGGUACCACAUGUACGGCUCCAGCUGGACCAUGGGCCUGAGCGUCUACCUGCUGUAUGGAAACCAGGCUCAAGAGAUCUUCAGAAUGAGAGAAAACCAAGGGGACACCUGGCACCAAGCUCUAGUGGACAUCACACCCCAGAACAACUUCAAUAUCCUCUUUGAAGGACGCAGAGGUGCCAGUGCCUUUUCUGACGUGGCCGUGGAUGAUGUCUCUCUACACAGAGGAACUUGUGCAGAUUUAAUAAACCAAGUAGCUGGUUCUCCUAAACCUGAAAGGCCAACUGUGUACACCACAUCCAUCAGCAGAACAACAGCAUCACACCCUGAACCACAACCUACAGCAGAACUGGACACUCCCAUCACCCCAGCUCCCUCUGCUGGAAAUCUGCACAGCACUCGGACAGCACCUCCUCCCAGCAUACACCCUACUACCAGUCUUUCUCAGCCAGGAGACUCCAACAAUUUACAUCCAGUGUGCAAAAUCGACUGCAAUUUUGACAACAACCUCUGCAAAUGGAAUCAGUUGGUCACUGAUGUUUUUGAUUGGACGAGACACAGUGGCUCCACCCCUACGCCAAGAACUGGACCCUCCUUUGACCACACAACAGGAAGUGGUCACUACAUUUACAUUGAGGGUGACAGCGCCACUCAUGGUGAUACAGCACGUCUCCUCAGUGAAGAAUGCUCGGACCAGCAGCCGCAGUGCCUGCAGUUCUGGUACCACAUGUACGGUUCCAGCUGGACCAUGGGCCUGAGCGUCUACCUGCUGCAUGGAAACCAGGCUCGGGAGAUCUGGAGAAUUAGAGAAAACCAAGGGGACACCUGGCAUCAAGCCCUAGUGGACAUCACACCCCAGGGCAACUUUAAGAUCAUCUUUGAAGGACGCCGAGGUGCAAGUGCUUUGUCUGACGUGGCCGUGGAUGACGUCUCUCUACACAGAGGAACUUGUGGAGACUUAACAAACCAUGUGACUACUGUGCCUACACCUGGAAACUCAACACCAGACAUCACAACCACAACCACAACUACAGCUCCACGGCCCACUGAGCCUGAGCCUGUCCCCACUACAGCUGAGCCUGAGGAGUUUACACCAGACUUUACAACUACAACUACAACUCCAACUACAACUCCACGGCCAACUGAGCCUGAGCCUGGCCCCACUACAGCUGAGCCUGAGCCUGUCCCCACUACAGCUAUGCCUGAGGAGUCAACACCAGACUUUACAACUACAACUCCAAUUACAACUACAACUACACAGCCCACAACCACCAUAUUUGAAUGUGACACUUUACCUGGCCCUGCCCACACUACACCCAAGCCUGUCUCAACUACAACAGAGACAUUUACAGGUGGACCUGACCAAACUACAGCAGUGGCUGUCCAAACUACAGCUGCGCCUGCCCAAACUACAGCUGCGCCUCUCGAAACUACACCUGCGCCUGUCCAAACUACAGCUGCGCCUGCCCAAACUACAGCUGCGCCUCUCGAAACUACACCUGCACCUGUUCAAACUACACCUGCACCUGUCCAAACUACACCUGCGCCUGUCGAAACUACACCUGCACCUGUCCAAACUACACCUGCACCUGUCCAAACUACAGCAGCACCUGUCCAAACUACACCUGCACCUGUCCAAACUACAGCAGCACCUGUCCAAACUACACCUGCGCCUGUCCAAACUACACCUGCACCUGUCCAAACUACACCUGUGCCUGUCCAAACUACACCUGCGCCUGUCCAAACUACAGCAGCACCUGUCCCAACUACACCUGCGCCUGUCGAAACGACACCUGCGCCUACUACAACCACAGCCAGAACAACUCAAAUUCCACCCACUUGCCCAACAAACAGCCAUUAUACCAACUGUGUGCCAACCUGCCAGCCAACCUGCCAACAACUGCACGGACCUCCAAACUGCCAGGAAGACGGGGCAUGUGUGCAGGGCUGUGUGUGUGAUAAUGGAUUUAUCCUCAAACAGGGUGCCUGUGUGCCCAUCCAGCAGUGUGGAUGCCAAGAUGCCAAUGGCAACAACCAUUAUUUUGGUGAGACGUGGUACAGUGCUCACUGCACUCAGAAGUGUAGCUGUAAAAGGAAAAAUGGUCAAGGGGAGCUGAAGUGCAAGAAUGAGGAGUGCAGUGGAGAUGAGGUGUGCCUGAUGAGUGAGCAGGGAGAAUACACCUGCAAGCCUGCAGAUUUCAGUGAGUGCUCUAUUGAUGACGAUCCUGAAUACAAAACCUUUGACCGGCUGAAGCACAAGUUUAAAGGCAGGCACUCGUACGUCCUCGUCCAGACCUCUAACCUGCCCACAAAUAUCCAAGACGUCUACAUAGUGGGCAUUAACCAGAAAAGCAGAGAACAGGAAAGCUUGGAUGUGGAGCAUGAUGGUGAAGAGUUGGAUGACACAGAAAGGGGCAGGGAUAGCAGUGAAGAGGAUGACAGCAGCGAAGAAGAUGACGAUGAAGGCCGUCUCCGUGCUCUCAGAAUCCGAGUGUACAACGUCACAGUGGAGUUCAGAAAGGGCAGGAAAGUCAUGGUAAAUGAAAUGCAAGUCAGUGCUCCUGUCUUCCCCACCACGGGACUAAAGAUUCAGGAACGAUCUUCACGUCUUUACCUCAAGACUGACUUUGGCCUCUCUGUAGAGUUCAAUGGCAAAGGAAAAGCAGAAAUUUUGCUGCCUGACACAUAUAAGAGGAAGGUUGGAGGACUCUGUGGAAACUUUGAUGGCAACAAGAGGAACGACAUGAUGAAACCAAAUGGAGAACAGGCGAAGAACGUAAACGAGUUUGGAGAAAGCUGGAGAGUUGUGGAGGACAGACUCCUGCCUGCAGUCAGACGGAGGAGAUCUUCAAUACUGUACAAACUGGCAGGUUUACUCCAGUGAGAGGAAAAUGAAGAACUCUGUUAUUAUGCACUAAACAGUCCAUUGAAAUGCGGAUUUGGAUUGUAAAGGCUUUAUAUAUACUGUACAAUUGUUUAGAAAUAGGUGUUUGUGACCUGUUCUAUUUAUAUAUGUAACUAUGUUGUGUUUCUUGUAGGAAAUGUUUAAACUAAAUAGGAUUUAUUAUAAAAUGUGUGUGUUUGAAGUCUGAAGUUGAUUUGGAUUUUGAACUAAAAUGAAAAGAAUAAAAUGAAAUGAAUAUUUUAUUAAAAGAUCCAUAUCCUA